UCAAGUCUCGCGCGCGGUUUCCCGGAAGUUGGAGGCGGGCCAAGUCCUCAGUUAAAGAGCGAACCUAGAUCCCGGUGGAGGGUAAGUGGAGACAACUGCUUUCGGGCCCGAGUGGAUGGGGAAGGAGGAAAGAGAAUGAAUGAGUGGAUGCCCAUUGCCAAAGAAUAUGAUCCUCUCAAGGCUGGGAGCAUCGAUGGUACCGAUGAAGAGCCCCAUGACCGUGCCAUCUGGCGGGCAAUGCUGGCACGCUACGUCCCCAACAAAGGGGUGUCUGGGGAUCCCCACCUCACUCUCUUCGUGGGCAGGCUGAACUUGCAGACAACAGAAGAAAAGCUGAAAGAUGUCUUCAGCAGAUAUGGUGACAUCAGGAAGCUGCGGCUGGUCCGGGAUGUGGUCACAGGCUUUUCAAAGCGUUAUGCUUUUAUUGAGUACAAAGAGGAGCGAUCUCUGUUAAAAGCUUACCGAGAUGCCAAUGGACUGGUUAUUGAUCAGCAUGAGAUCUUUGUCGACUAUGAGCUGGAAAGAAUCCUUAAAGGGUGGAUCCCUCGGAGACUUGGAGGAGGGUUUGGUGGAAAAAAGGAAUCCGGGCAACUGAGGUUUGGGGGACGUGACCGGCCUUUUAGAAAACCCAUUAACUUGCCAGUUUUCAAAAGUGACUUCUAUGGAGAGGGGCAGAGAGAAAGGAGAGAAUGGUCCCGAGAUAGAACCUGGGACUGGAGGGCCAGAGACCAUGACAGAGGCCGAGAGAAGAGACGGCAAGAAAGGGAGACCACCAGGUCCUGGGAUGAGAAUGAGAGGGAGAGAGAGAGAGAAAGAGACUUCAGAGAUGAGAGGAGCAGGGGCCGAGAGAGAAAAGACCGAGAGAGAAGAGAUAGGAGCAAAGAACGAGACUCAAAAAAGCAGAGGGAUGACGAUAAACACAAAUAGACGUGAACUUUUGGCAUCUCUAUGAAAUCUCUCUCCCUUUCCUCUUUACCCGCAUGGGUGUCCGUCGCCAGUGCUUGGGGUGCAUGCUUUCCUCUUCUCCCUUCCUAAAAGGCUCAGCUGCCACCUCCAUGAAGUCUUCCUUUACAUGCCCAGCUCAAAGUGGGCUUUUUCUCCUUAGGUUUUCCAAAGCUUCCCCCUGAGCUCUCCUUUGCUACUUUCCUAGUCUAACCUGUAUUACCCUUAUUAUAUUCUAUCCCUGCAUCCUAACUAGGCUCAAACUUUGCUCAUCUUUGUACCAUCAGGGCCUUGUAUACAAUCAGCUGCUAAAUAAAUAUUUGUUUCAGAUCA
Molecule: messenger RNA, 1275 nt
Organism: Gracilinanus agilis (Agile Gracile Mouse Opossum)
Lineage: Eukaryota; Metazoa; Chordata; Mammalia; Didelphimorphia; Didelphidae
Gene: SNRNP35
Product: small nuclear ribonucleoprotein U11/U12 subunit 35
Exons: 2
Coding region: 136-927 (263 amino acids)
Biological process (GO): mRNA splicing, via spliceosome
Cellular component (GO): precatalytic spliceosome; U12-type spliceosomal complex
Molecular function (GO): mRNA binding; snRNA binding
Source: RefSeq, a predicted model, not a curated record